Ectocarpus sp. CCAP 1310/34 is the source of this 1411-nucleotide messenger RNA. Lineage: Eukaryota; Phaeophyceae; Ectocarpales; Ectocarpaceae. The record is from the annotation of a GenBank genome assembly.
AUGUACGACAGUAUCGUGGGGUGGGACGUACGUGCCACGUGCUAUCUCUCCCCCUUCUCCGGAGAACAGCACAAUGUGCUUUGGCUCCAAGCUCCAACACGUCUCAUUCUCUCUCGCUGUCUCUCCUCGCUCCUGUGCGUCCCUGGGAUCAGCACUCACGGGGAGCGAUGUCCGUGGUUACCGUUCAAGUUGGACAAUGCGGCAACCAACUGGGGGCAAGCCUCUUCCAGGCUCUUCACGACCACGCUGACCAGCCACCCGCUCACCACGGCUACACUUCAGGUGCGGAAUUGGAGCGAGCGAGGUCAGCUUGCCGUCAAAGCUUCUUCCGCGACGGAGGCGUAGCGAGAGCAGUCAUCAUCGACACCGAGCCCAAGGUCAUCCAACGCAUCGUUGCCACGCGCGGAAGAGCAGAAAGCACAGGAGCAGGAGCCAGUAGAGUUGCAGGAGGAAGAGAGAGCGCCUAUGGAAAAACGACCCAAAGUCGUACCAACACCACUGGUGAUAGGAAUCACAGCACGGUUGGAGGUGGNGUGGGGGGGGGGGGUGGAGGGGAGACAGCGUGUGGGAGGGAGUUUGGUUGAGAUUCGAUUCCUGAUCGCUACAGUUUUACUCUGGGCCGGCUCAUCGGAAGUGGUUGGCGAGACGUGGCAUGUAAAUCCGAUACAGUAGAGGUUCGUGUUUACGGGCACAUAUUUCAGGCCAGUUGCCCUGUUUACGGCCGGUGAAAUUGGUGGGCACGGAUGGAAUGUUCAAGUUGUCUCAUACUCUGAAUAGUGCCGGGUGCCCAGUUUGAGGCCGGUGUUUUCCCUGUGAGUAUGGCGGCCUUAAACAGGGACCUCUACUGUACAAGAAUCGCCUACGUGAGGCACGCUACCUGCGCCCCCACAUGUCAAUCGAUUUUGCCAAUAUGGGAUGCACAGUAGUUGUUCGCACGGUGCACGUGUGAAGGUACAGCAAUUGGAGACGAUUUUGAAACAAAAUGUUUCCAUAUGACAUCAUGUCUGCAACGACUUCUACAGAUGCGACCGCCUGGCGGGGCUCUGCAUCCUCCACAGCCUGGCGGGCGGGACGGGAUCCGGCUUGGGUACAUGUCUUACAGAGGCGCUGCGGGAUGAGUUACCGUCAGCCUUCUUGCUCAACACCGUGGUGGGUGCCCACAGCUCGGGCGAGGUCAUCCUUCAAAACUACAACACUCUGUUUACUCUGAACAAGCUUGCCAAAUGCUCGGACGGGGUCCUGGUGGUUGAAAACGAUGCGGCGACAGCUGUGUGCCGGAAGCUCCUCCGACUGGAGCGUCCUUCCCACACGGACUUGAACGAGGUCAUAUGCAGCAGCCUGGUGGGUGCUCUCACUCCGACGACGACGGCGACGACUGCGCCUGCCGCGUCCGCAUCGGCGAUGGGAACCG